Molecule: messenger RNA, 3433 nt
Organism: Paramormyrops kingsleyae
Lineage: Eukaryota; Metazoa; Chordata; Actinopteri; Osteoglossiformes; Mormyridae
Product: E3 ubiquitin-protein ligase RNF38-like
Biological process (GO): protein ubiquitination
Molecular function (GO): ubiquitin protein ligase activity
Source: RefSeq, a predicted model, not a curated record
UACUUUAAAGUGAUAAACCGUACUAUUUAAAUACAUGGAAUAAGGGAUAUUCUAUCGAAAUUUCCACUGAAUGAUUUUGUUAAGCAGGAAACGACCUUUUACACGAUAAUAAUAAUCCCAAUGGUGAUUAAAACAUAAACCAUACAUGGUUAAAAAAGUGAAGUCAGGUUAUAAUCCCGCUUAAGGUAGCCUGCAUUUAACUUCUGGUUUUGCACAAGUUGGAUAUUAACGCCCCUUUUUGGCAUUCCGCUUUUCGCCCAUGUUAUUAUAGCGUCCGCACAUGGAGGGCGACGCCGUCCGUUGGCUUUCACGGAAGUCGCUCGUGUUUAGUUGUGCAUGGAUAGGGAGGGGUGUGUGUGUCCCUUGUUUUUCUCAGCCUGUUGGAAAGUGGUUAUCCAGCUGAAGCCGGGGAGGCAGACAGUAGCAGCGGAGCAGAUAGCCGGGAGGGGUGGACAAAUCGGGGGAUUACGAGGCUGGGGGGUUACAUAUUUUUUGUAUACUUACCAGGAUACAUCCUUAAACACAAGGAAAUAGACGCGCAGAGGGAGGGUUGGUUUACUGUGCCGUUUUUAAACACCCACCAGCAACAAAAAAACAAAAGGGGAGCAUAAAUUAGGACAGGGUUUUAUUUUUAAAAUGUGAGUUUUUUUUCUUAGCUGAUUUUGCGUUGUAAAACAGGGGGGGAUAAAUCAGUGAGACGUGGGGCGGAGAUGAGAGGACUCCGACGUGUCCCGAUCUCUCUCUCAAGCUGAAGCCCCAUCGCCACGAACUGCCUGAAGUGCUUGAAACUACUACAGAGAGAGAGAGAGAGCAAAGAGAGAGGGAGAGAGAGAGAGCGAGAGAGAGGGGAGGAGGAGCAGGAGGCAAAGGGGGAAGUCCAGGAGGAAAUGCCAGUUGCCGCAGCUGGAGAAACCCACAACCCAGGACCCCUGUGUUUAUUCUCGGCCCCCAUCCCGAAACGGGGUGAUUAAUGUGAGGGACGCGGGGGUAUCGGUCGCAGGAGCAGGCCGAUUACGGAGGCGUGAAGGGGUGGGGGGCAGGGGACUCGGGAGGCACAGAUACACCGGCAGCAGGCUCCCACCAGCGCCUGGGUCCGUCUCCGUCGCAGUCUCGUCCGAUCCCCCUCACCAUCACCCACCGCCUAUGGAUCCACCGAGGACCCGAUCGCGAUCACGGUCUGGCUUUUACCAGUACGGCGUUAACGGCAGUGGCAACCUUACCGGCGGCGGCGGCGGCAGCAUCGGUGCCGGCGGGGGCACCGGCACACACCGCCCCCGGCAGCACAGCCCCGGAUGUGUGGCACUGACGGUGCACAGCCCCGCCGAUGCACAGCGCUCCCAGGGAGGGAACCAGCCCGGUGCGCACAGAAGCCACGCUGCAGGAGGACUCAACACCGCCUUGGGCCGGUACCCUGAGAGGGUAUGCAGUGACGAGAGCGACAAGGGUGACGACAGUCCCCGGCCGAAAAGGCAGCGCCUGUCCCAGCAGUCUGGCCUGGAGCUGGUGUCGGCCCCUCCCCCCACGCCCUCACCCCCCAUGCGGCCGUGGGAGCUGCCCCCCAGCCGGCGGCCACACGUGCACCCGCAUGCGCACUACCCCAGCGAGCGCUGCAACACGCCGGCCCGUCACCCCCGCAGGUGUGUGUGUCUGUGUGUCGCUAUACCAAUGGAUGCUAACCACAUGCUAACAGAUUUCGCCCCCCCCCUCCCCCCCAGCCCCCCGGUACGACGGCAGCGCGGGUGGCGGGAGCGCCCCCCCCGGCACCACGGCCCCUUAGGGGUGGGGCAGGAUGACGGCCACCAGCACCCGGCACAGAGCUUCCCGUACAGGCCCCCCCCGCAGGGCCUGGAGGACCCCAGGGCCUUCCACCCCCCCGCGCUCUCCCCCCGCCUGCUGCACCCCCAGCAGCAGAGCACCAUGAUGGUGGACCUGCAUGACCAGCUACAGCAGGGCUCUGUUCCCGUCUCCUACACGGUGCCCCCCGGGCUGCCCACCCCCCUCUGCACGGGGCAGCACCUCCCCGCCUGCUCCUCCCAACAGCACCUCCCCGCCUGCUCCUCCCAACAGCAGGUCCCCGGCUGCUCGCUGCUCUUCAGUGGGCAGCAUUACCCCAUGUGCAGUGUGCCGCCGCAGGUUCUGCAGGCCUGCUCUGUCCACCACCUGCCCGUCCCCUACGGCUUCCCCUCCAUCCUGUCCGCUGAGCCGCCGUUCCUCCUGCACCCGUCGCACGUCUCGCACCACCCGGCCCACCUGCCCACCCCCGGACACAUCGUGCCCUUCCAGACGCACCAGUCCCGCUCGGCGCUGCAAAGAAUUGAGAAUGAGGUCGACCUUCUCGGAGAGCCUCUCUCAGUGGGCGGGGCCUUUGGCUACCCCCAGUCGGCACACCCCAGCAAUCUGCCCCCGUCCUCACAGAUGCCCUUCCUCUCCCACGACCCGCUGCCCCAGGAGCUGUUCGGGGUGCCGUAUCCUCACUUCAUACCUCGACGGCUCACCGGACGCCGGUACCGCUCCCAGCAGCCCCUGCCCCCGCCCCCAUACCACCCCAGCUUCCUGCCUUACUUCCUCUCCAUGCUCCCGGUGCAGCCCAGCGUGGGACCUGCCAUCAGCCUGGAGCUGGAAGUGGACGACGGAGAGGUGGAGAACUAUGAGGCCCUGCUGAACCUGGCUGAGCGGCUGGGGGAGGCCAAGCCCAGGGGCCUGACCAAGGCCGACAUCGAGCAGCUGCCUUCGUAUCGGUUCAACCCCAAUAACCACCAAUCGGAGCAGACUCUGUGCGUGGUCUGCAUGUGCGACUUCGAGUCGCGGCAGCUGCUGCGCGUCCUGCCCUGCAGCCACGAGUUCCAUGGCAAGUGCGUCGACAAGUGGCUCAAGGCCAACAGGACGUGUCCGAUAUGCCGGGCCGACGCCUCUGAGAUCCACCGGGAGUCGGACUGACCUCCCAGCACCGCCAGCUCUGCCCACACCCCAGCGUGACAGAGACUCCAAAGAUGAUUAUCAGAUACCCAGCUACCGUUCGUGUCGCCUGUCCGUUCCUCAGACGGGUUCUCCCGGUUCCGCCCGUACACUAACAUUCCCGGCCGCGUUGGCGCGAUUCCGAGAAGGCGCGGCCGAUCAGCUGGACUCCGACCGCCAGCCUCGUACCCAGCUUUUUAUACGAUGUUAGCAGAUAUAUAAAAUGUUUAUGGGGAGAGAGAGAACUUUUAUUAUAAGCGAGAAAUUUAAAGCGUAUUUUAUACACGCGAGUGGUGGUGUGAGUGGUGUUUCAGUUAGAAAACGGCGAACUGCCGUAAGAGCAUUGAACUACUGUGAGCUGUGUGUGUGUGUGUGUGUGUGUGUGUGUGUGUGUGUGUGAGCGGGUUUACCUAUACUUAUGGGGACACAAUGUCCGCAUAACGUGAUAAAUAUCAAUUUUUUUCCCUUAUGGGGACCG